AUGGGCAGAGAUAUUAGAGAAUUUUACAAUUUAAGGCAUAGAUAUUUGGAUAAAACGAAAGAGACAAAUUUAAAUAUUUUAAAAAGUACUAGAAAUAAAAUAACAUGUAAUAAUGACGUAACCGUUACAAAUGCACUAGCCAAUUUGCGGGAAAAUAAAUAUGAAUGGAUCAAUAGUGCAACAACAGGCGCGUAUAAAGUGAAGGCGCAAACAGUGACCACUGUGUUCAGCAAGAACCAUAAAUCUGCUGAGCACACGGGGAGACAUAAAGACAGGAAUAAACACAAAAGCGAAGAUAAAGACAGCGACAAAAUUUGCAAAAUGAACAAAGUCGUCAAAAUAGCCAAAAUUGGUAAAGGCGAUAAAAGUGACCUGAAUGAACAGAACGACGCAAACUGGGCGAACAAGGGAGAGGAAGUACCAAUCUACUACAAAACAGGUUAUAAAGGUAAGAAAUACCAAUUGAAGAAAUCGGAAGAAUUCGCAGUCCAGGAUGUAGGGUGCGAUGAUCAACACACAGGCGAAUGUGAAAUCAUCUCACACACGAAUGAAAUAGACAUUUCUUCAGGUUCAGAUGCUUACGUGGAAAAUUCAAAUAACGCAUCAGCAUAUCAUCAGAGUGGUAAGAAAUCGAAUGGCCACUUGGGUUGUACCUCCAAUAAGGCACAUGUUCACGCGGUUGGAGAGGAAAAAAAAAAUAAUUUGAACAGCGGCAACGUGAAUAAUUCCGAAAUAAAAAACGUGUAUGAAGUUUUAGAUAAAAAUUAUAGUUUCAUCUCCUGCACUAUCAGUAGUAAUGGAGCUAACACGAGAGGUGGCACCACUAGCAUAAUUCAAAGUAACUACAGACAUAAACAUGAGCAACGAAACGACAGUCAUGCUAUCUCCAAUAUUUGCGACAAUUGGAAUGCUGACAAAAGAAUAACUCACGCAACGAUAAGUUGUGACAUAGUAAAUGCAAAUUUAAAUGAAAAAAAUGAUGAUCAGGCCGAAGGUGAUAAUUCCUACUAUGGGGAAAAAUGUGAUUAUAAAGUUGCGAAAAAUAUAUACAAGGGAGAGGCCCAGAUGAAUGAAGGCAGCGACAAUAAUAGGUACCCUUUCACCGAUGAAAACGUUUUAUCGUCCAUGGAGAAUAUCAACUCUUUGGGGGACCAUAAUGUGAUAAAUGAAAAAAUCUAUAUAGAAGAAAAAAAAAAUGUAUUUAAAACAUACAAUGUGUGUUUUCCGUUGGACCACCCAACCAACCUGGUAAUAAGCGAAAAAAAUCUGGACACAAGCUAUCAUUACCCUGCAUUUCUUAAUAAAAAAAUAAACGACCUAACAGAUAGAUACCCACACUGUGCAGAGUUAACGCAGCGUGGAGCUAAUGACUCACAUGAUAAUCCUAUGAACAGUAAGCUCCAAUUGUAUAAAACGAUUUAUAGGUACUACUGCGAUAUGGGUCAAAUUAGGAAUAGCCCAAAUGUCAACAGUAUAUCCAUUUGGGAAGACGGCGAGAUGCAAAACAGCAAUGAAGUUAGCUUGAACACCUGUGGAAGGAAUCUCCCGAAACAAAGUUAUAGAAUUUUGGAGGAUGAACGUAAGUGGAAUGUUGCCCUGGAAAAAUGCCUUUCGAGGAAGAACUCCGAGAAAAGAGAAAAAAGCAACGGAACCAGCAACAGUGGCAGUGAGGACCAUAGCAUCAAUUACCGUACGCACAAUGGAAAUGACGCCAGAGAUGCCUACAGCAGUAGGCGGAACAACGGACAUAAUGACAAUCAGUAUGGUCAGAGCUGUAACCGUAGCAACAAUGCGAUAAAUGGCAGUGACGACCAUGACAAGAAUGGCGGCGACGAUAACAAGAAUGGUAGGGGCGAUGACAAAAAUGCAAAUGAUGAUGACAAAAAUGCAAAUGAUGAUGACAAAAAUGCAAAUGAUGAUGACAAAAAUGCAAGUGAUGAUGACAAAAAUGCAAGUGAUGAUGACAAAAACGACAGCGACGAUGAAAAGAACGAAAGCGAAGAUGACAAAAACGAAAGUAUCAAUGACGAUAACAAAUUUGAUGCAAGAGGAAGACCCCAUCGGGAUAGCUUCAAAUUUAUGCAUAAAAAUGUCUACUCAGAUUACCGCGAACAACCAAUCCAACAGAGCAAAUGUUAUUCCAAAGAAGUCCAACACCAUGAAGUAAGUACUCUGUACAAAGAAAUGUUGGCAAAGCACAUCAACAGUUCAUGCUAUAUACGCAAAGAAUUACAUAUGCAGAAGAAUCAAAGGGAAAAUACUGCAAAUAAUAAAUACCUAGAAAAGGACAGUUACACAAUAAGUGGUGAUAUGACGCUACCCAUUAAUCAUUUUCUCAGAGAAAAAGAAACCUAUAAUUGGAAUAAAGAACAUUACGAAAUAUUCAACUCAUUAAAUGAUAUAAUAUGUGAAGUGAAAAAAAAAAGCAACUUGUUUUUAAAUAAUUAUAAGAAUAAGGAGAUGGUUAUACACAAUAAUAAGAACGCACUAAAGAGCAAAAUUGAUACCACCCUCUUCAGCAGCAUAAACAGAAAUGGUAAUUUAUCCAACAGUAUGCACCCCCCAACUUAUGAAGAAUGCAAUAUUGCAAAAAAACACAACGAGCAAUAUGUGAAUAAUAAUAUGUAUAAGCAUGAACUCGGUAACAAGAAUCCAUUAAAUAUAAAGCACACUUCACAUUUAGCAUCCAGAAAUAACAAUGCCUAUCACCCAGAGAUGGAAGACUCCUCUGGUUAUGAAUGCAAUAGUUACAAAGGUAAACACGUUGAUCAUAUCGGUGGUAAGAGCGCGAACUGCAGUGAGUACAAUUCUCAUAAGCAAUCCUUUAGAAAUAAUGGAAAUCCCAUAGAAUGCAGCAAAAUAAGCAACUUUAAAAUAUAUCCCAUGGGGACGGAGAAUAUACACGUAGGAAAUUGUACGAAUAAUCCAACCCUCCAAUGCGCGGGGAACUCUAAGACCACACGAAGCGACUCGUUCGAAUACAACAAUCACUUCCUCGAUAAGAAUAAAGUAAAAGAAAACGGUUAUACGAAGCAGGUUUUGUUGAAAAACGUGGGACAAGAUGUACACAGAAAAUUCGUGCAAAUUAAGAAAAACGAAAACAUAUGUUUACACACAGAUGCUUCUAUCGAGCACGCAAAAACGAAAGACUUAUAUGUACAGGAAAGCGCGAAUUGUAAAAAUAAUUUAAUAAAUAAAGAUAUGUACCACAAUUUUAAAGGAACCAAAAAGUCGAAUGCACUUCCACAUGUACAACACAACAAAGGGAUCAAUACCUCCCUCGAUAGUUCUCUUAUGAAUUCCUAUCUUUGUUUAAAAAAUGAGUUAAAGGAAGUAAACGACAUGAACACAUCCAUAUCGAACGACACCAAAGCUAAAGGACAGGGGCCCCAGAGGAGGGGCCUGCCGACGAAUCUACCAACAGGCAUACCAACAGGCAUACCUACAGGCAUACCUACAGGCAUACCUACAGGCAUACCAACAGGCAUAUCAACAGGCAUAUCAACAGGCAUAACAACAGGCAUAUCAACAAGCAUACCAAGGAAAGCUAUGGAGAGCCCACAAAAGGACACUUCCUAUAGUAACACCCGUAGUAACGCACAUCAACUUAUGUAUCACCAUGACAAAGUGACCAAAGCGAGUAGAAAUAUCACAGAAAAGGAGAUGGAAAGGAAAAUGGUAACGGAAGAAUAUCUAGAUGGAAAUCACAAUUUCCUCCAGUAUAAUCAAUACGCAGAUAACCACAUAGUCCUAGAGGACAGCUUGGAACACGUAACUUGCGAAAUUAAACAGACAAAUGAAGAAAUGAAUUCUAACAGAAGUAGCGACACGAACACCAAGGGAAAAUCAAACCCCCUUUUAACAAAAUGUUAUAACGAACAAAAUAAUUAUGAAUACAUCGAGGACGAAAGCUCCGUGUAUUGCGUAAAUAAUGGCCAGCAUGAUCAGAAAGUUCCUUACCUAAUAAUAAACCCUGAACACGGAACGGAUGGUAAAAUGGAGGGUGUGAGCUAUACCCCCGUGCGCACAUUAAGUGGAGGAGAUCCCUUAAAGACAAAUGGCGCAGAUAGAUUUAUCCACAAGGGGGAAAGCAGCAAGGAAGCUUGUACAGUGGAGGAUGAUGAUGUGGUGGAAGUAAUUCCUAGCGAAGUGGAAGUCACCACAUCUACUCACACUAAAGAUAAUUAUAGCCAACAAAGUAACUAUCACAUCUGUAAGGAAGUCAACAAUGGGAGCAACUCUCAAAGGGCUAGCUGCAGUGAUAAAAAAAAUCAUCCCGGAUGUGCAGAACUCUCCAAUAGUAUCACAACUCCUGGGAGGAGCAACUAUCUCACGAGAAGCAAAUCCAUACACCAUAUCCAACGCAACCAUUCAGAUCAAAGCGUUGAUUCCAUUUAUGAUCGAAGAAGGAACAGACUAUAUGAAUACGACUCAGUAAUAGGUAGGAACAAAUUGAGAAAUGAGGGGAAAACAAAACCACCACAAAAGGCUAAAGAGAAAAAGCGAAAAAUGAGAUCCCUAAAUGAUAUAGAUAUAAAUUACGCCGUUGAAGAGCCAAAGGUAGGAAGUGGGGAGCGGACAAAUAGAGGUUUCAAAUUUAGAAGCAACAACAUCAGCGUGAUCAGUAACGUAAAUGGCAAAAGAAGCGAAACUGUAAACAUGAACCAUAGUGACCACGACAUAUGUAACGCAAGUAGAGAUCCAUUCAGUUACGAAAAGAUGGAAGAUGACCCGCUCGUCAUGCGGAAGGAUGAAUUUCGUUAUAGUGAAACUUCCAGUGGUAACAUACACUAUGAACAAGGAAACAUAAAUCGAUAUAGACAAAGAAUCACUUCAACAGAUUACAAGGGAGGAAAUAUGGCAUCAGCAGGUAAGGAAAGGAAUAGUCUAAGCUCCAUAGACUAUUACAGAAAUUAUAACUCCGUCGAAUGUAUGAAAGAGGAUUUACUAAAGAAAGAAAAAUUCCCAUUCAUCUUUUACGAUUCGAAUAUACGGAAUUUGGUAAUAUACUACAAGGAUAAUUGCAGUGACGAAAUUAAAUGCAAAUAUUUUUCGGCCCAACGAUUUGGACACGCAACAGCCAAAAAAAUUGCCCUCAACUUUUUAAAAUCCCUAGGAAUAAAUCCAGAUAACCUAGAAAAUAGUAAUGUAUUCUCCUAUGAAAAAGACUCCAGAAGUAAGCUAUUCAAUGUAGAAAGGGGAAAUACAUAUGUAGACAAAGACGAAAACUCAAAUAUUAAUCUUAUAUAUGAUACUAAAAAGAGAAACGUAAUCGUCUCAUGGAUUAACAAAGUGAAAGGAUAUAGUUUCAGGAAAUUCUCAACACAGAGAUUCGGAUUCGAUGUUGCUCUAUGUCUGUCCAUUGAUUUCUAUAAAAAUUUAGGAGGACAGAAGGAUGAAGAGGAAUUACGAAAUUAUAUUAAUAAAGUCAAUUCAAAUUUUAAAAGCAUUCGAAUUUUAACAAGUAAAAAAAGGAAAAGAAAUUUAAAAGGAAAAAUAAUAAAUUCCACAACCGAAUUUAUUGAUAUAUAUUCCAAUAACUACGAAAAUAUGUAUGAUAAUACUUACCUCUCCCACUUGUAUUUUAAUAACAUGAAAUAUAAUAUAGAGAAUCUAAAAAAUAGCACUAUGCAGAAAGGAACAAGUGCCAACACACAAAUGAACCAAUACACCAAUUUGUUUUACAUAACCGAUCAGUUUUACCAAAUAUUCGAAUGUAAAUUAAAAAACUUACAUAUGAAACAGGUAAGAAUGACGAAAAUUUAUCAGUAUGAUUUUUUCUUAAAUAAGACGUUUUAUUUUUUAUAUUUGAAAUAUUUAGAAAAUGUCAAGUCUGCCCUGCGCGAUGAAAAUGUUCAGAACUUCGUAACCAUGUGUGAGAAAAUUAAAUCAUGCAAACCGUGCAAUCCGCGCAAUCCGCGCAAUCCGCCCAAACCUUGCACUGUGCAGUCAUUCCAUAAGGUAAAAAACGCAACCGAUGAUCAUCAUUCUAGUGAUCCUCCCACCAACUACUUCCAAUUGGUGGAUCUCUACUGCGAUAAAGAUAUUCCUAGGAACUGUACGAAUGGAAAUAUUAAUUAUUUCAUUAGUAAGAUGGACUACUACAGGGACGAAGACAUUCUCAUGAAAGGCUACUACACCGCAGAUGACACCAAAAUGUAUGACAUGUUUUUUCUUUCCAGUGGUCGUAAAGGAGGAUUGGAGGAAGAGGCUUUUUUAGCAGAUUUAAGCAGCAACACAUACAACGACAAAGUGUACCAUGGAAAAAUAUAUCAUAAGAAGCUCUACAGGAAAGAACACCACCACAGUCAACUGUACCCAGAGGGCCUGUGUACAGCACAAAAGACCAUCAGAAGGACAAUGAGAAAUAAAAGUGCCGAAGGAGGAAAACGCUACCAAGACUACCAUUAUUAUUACAAUAGUGAAAAUGAGCAUGAGAUUGAUAAUGGCAAUCCUACCAGCCAUGGCAACGACUACAAGAGGAGCAAGAGCGAUAGCAAACGUAAAAACACGUACAACCAUUUUGACAACAUUGACGAUGAAGACGUAUGCGUUUGCAAUGAGGAAAGGAAAGGAACCAUAAAGAGAAGAAGAAUGUGUAAACAUGGAAAGUGGAGAAAAACUAAGGGAAGACAAAAACAUAAUGCUAUGUCGAAAGGAAACUCCAUUAUGAGUACGAAAAAGAGAGAGAACUCUUAUGAAGACCAGGAAGAGGAGGGAGAUGUGUACGACGAAGAGGAAAUUUUACUAAACCAAGUGAGUAGCUACAAAAAGAUUGGUAAAGAAGCAAAUAAAAUGAGAAGUGGAUCCACCGGAAAAGGAAAAAAUAAAGGGGUUCACAAGGGUGCCAGCACGAAAACCGGGAAGGUCGGGAAAAAAACGAUGCAUAAGAAGACCCUUAAAAAUGCGAAGAAGGGUGUUACCAAAGGAACUAGUAGAAAAAUCAGCAAAAGCAACAACAAAGUGCAAUAUAAUAUGAAGUAUUUAAAAAAUAAAAAAUUUUUAUCAACGAACAAAAACAUAAACAACUUACUUACGAAAGGAAGAAAAUAUAUUCUCUGCUACAACUAUAUGGGAAAGAUCCAGGUGAAGGUGUUCAGUGCUGAUAUCUAUGGUUCCACGACGGCUCAGAGAAAAUCAGUUGCAUUUUUACAACAAGUUAGGAGAGAACUAAAAAAUGAGGGUAAAAUUUUAUACAGUGAAAGUGACAGCAAAACCGCAUAUGACGUAACAACCUCGCUAUUGGAGUCGGCGCCAUUAAAUCCGUGUCGCCACGGCAACUAUGCGCUGAAUAAUAAUAUCCCAUGCACAGAUUACCCAUCUCAAGCAAACAACACGGUUGUUAAAAAUAGGAGGGGGAGAAAACGCAAAAAAAGAGAAGACGCAGUGGAGGAACUGCUUGAAAUGGCCGCAGCGCUGCAGGCAGAGCACCUCGAAUGGAAGACCCAAAUGGCACAGGAACAGACAAAAGAGGAGGACAGAGAACAGGGAACAUACCAACGGAGCGACGUCGGGGCCCUGGAAUGUGCCGGGGGGAAAUCAACCAUUGGAAAAGGCAAUGAAAACGAGUUGAACUCACAGUUGAACACAAAAUUAAGUUCCCAAAUUAGUGAUGAAAAGGCACCUAGGAAGAACUAUAAAAAUGCCAAGUUAAGCGAGUGCGCGGAUUACCAAAAAGUGCACAACUUUUUUGAAAAUGAAGACAAAAAUGAAAAUGAAAAUGUAUCGAUGUGCCGAGUGCAAAUUUUUGAAGAUAAAAUGGUUAACCCUAAUGAUUCCAUUAAUAUUUCUGAAAUUUUGAUGAAGACAUAUUCACUGAAUGACGAACUUCAAAGCGCACUAGAUACACAGAAUAACGACUACAAUACAAAGGAUGGUGAAUAUGAAAAAGGCACUUUUGGUGAACUCAUGAAAAGGAAUUCAAACGGAAGUGCCCCUCCAUUAAAGGAAUACAUAAACAACGCCACAGGGAAAGAAGGAAAACAUUGUGAUCAUAACAGUAGGGUGAAUUUUUUGAACAGGGUACCUUCGAUAAGUAGCACAAGGAGGUAUAGUGACGGAACGGAAUAUGAAAUAGGCAUCACGUUAAGUAACAAAAGGGACCAUCUGAACAGCACCAUAAGGAGCGAAAGUGAAGAUGAAGAGGGUAAAGAUAUGCCUCAAAUAAAUACAAAAGAACAGUCGAAUCUACACAUGGAGAAAAACGAAAAACAAAAUAAAAGUAACAUGAGGAUUACGAAAUAUAUGAACUUCCGUACCAAUAAAAGGAUAUCCAUGGAUGAUACCGAAAAGGGGAAAAUAAAUACACUCAAUUCCUUCAACAAAUUCAGUUCUGAACAGGAAGUAGUCAAGGGAUAUUUAACUCUAAGAAAAGAGAAAAGCAUAAAACCAAAUGUAAAAAGGUUAUACUGCUUAUACGAUUUAUACAAUAAAAUUAUUAAUGAAUUCGAUUACGCAGAUUUCUUAUCAGAAAAUAGAGUACACAAAAUACUGAAGAAUAGCCAGGGUAAUCAAAAUUAUUGUCCAAGUGAUGAUCCGAAUAAUGACCUUAUGGAUCAUAAGGAUGACGAUCCAAAUGACCACCCAAUGGAUAAUUUUCCCAUCUAUCGCAAACGCAUAAUAAUGAAGAGUGGCAAAACAGAACACAUGAACAGGAAUCGCAUGCCAAGAACAAGACGAAAUCAAGAUGGACUGACGAAUAACCAAGUGGUCAAUAAAAGGGAAUGCCGUGAUGAGGUCAGUUUUCCGAAGGGAAAGGAGGCAAACGAGGAAAGGGGAACAGCAAUUGGAAACGACCUACGCGAAGACGCCGAAAUGGAAUUUUUUUUAAAAAGUGCAGAAACGCUUAGCACCAGUAACCCUGCAUACUGCCCCCGAAAUUUCAAAAAUGACUGGAGCGGAUUAGUCAAGUAUAAUACUGCAAAGGGCGUAAUCAAAAUACCUAAAAUAUGCGUCCACAAAUUGGCUAGAAAAAAAGGGUUCAUGAAACUGACGUGCAUUAUUUACAGAGGAAAAGGAGAAUUCGUUUCUUAUUUUCUAAAACGGAGCAGCAAGAAAAUCAAUGACAGCAAGGCUGUGCAAAAUGAAAAUAAGGUGGGCAAGAUUACAGAACAAAAGAUGCCCUCUAAGGGUAACGGAAAAAAUGGCUGUGCUAUGUUAAAUACAUACCAGUGUAAAACUCGUGGGAAAGCAACUAAGGAACAGGCUACACAAUCGAACAAGAAAUAUAAUUUAAGAGAAAAACAAAGUAACCUUUUAUCAGAAAAUGUUUUGUUUUAA
Plasmodium knowlesi strain H is the source of this 9279-nucleotide messenger RNA. Its product is annotated as conserved Plasmodium protein, unknown function. Lineage: Eukaryota; Apicomplexa; Aconoidasida; Haemosporida; Plasmodiidae. The coding region runs from base 1 to 9279 and encodes 3092 amino acids. The record is from RefSeq and is a predicted model, not a curated record. The transcript has a single exon.